Brienomyrus brachyistius is the source of this 4630-nucleotide messenger RNA. It is a transcript of the gene cyp2u1, whose product is annotated as cytochrome P450 2U1. The transcript is spliced from 5 exons. The record is from RefSeq and is a predicted model, not a curated record. Lineage: Eukaryota; Metazoa; Chordata; Actinopteri; Osteoglossiformes; Mormyridae. Bases 24 to 1706 code for a protein of 560 amino acids. Gene Ontology annotation, molecular function: oxidoreductase activity, acting on paired donors, with incorporation or reduction of molecular oxygen, reduced flavin or flavoprotein as one donor, and incorporation of one atom of oxygen; iron ion binding; heme binding. Gene Ontology annotation, cellular component: intracellular membrane-bounded organelle; cytoplasm. Gene Ontology annotation, biological process: xenobiotic metabolic process.
AGGCUUCGCCCCCGUAGGUGUUCAUGAGGUGGGCGGAUGACCGAUCGGCUUCAGACUCUGGCGAUAACUGUGGCAUUUCUCCCGGAUAUCUGUUCGCCAUGCAGGGUGAUCCGUGGUGGGAGCAGUCCGGCGUCUGCACGGCGAUUGUGGUCUCGCUGACUUUCUUUGGCGUCUUUUAUGCAAUGCAGAGACGGAAGAGGAUGCGGGAACUUUGCAACAUCCCGCCCGGCCCUGCACCCCUGCCCAUCAUUGGCAACUGUGGCUAUUUAUUGGUGCCCAAAUUUAUCUUAAAGUGGAUAAGAAGGUAUAAGUAUGGAGAUGACGUUUCAAAGAGACGCAUGCAGUCUCCGCAGGUGCUGCUGACGGAGUUGUCCGAGGUUUACGGCGCAGUGUAUAGCGUGUUUAUCGGCAGCCAGUUGGUCGUCAUAUUAACGGGAUAUGACGUCGUCCGGGACGCCCUCACUAACCGUGCCGAGGUGUUUUCCGACCGGCCAGAUGUGCCUGUCAUCUCCAUGCUGACAAAGCGGAGAGGCAUUGUAUUCGCCCCCUACGGGCAGGUGUGGAGGCAGCAGCGGAAGUUCUGCCAUGCUGCCUUGCGUAGCUUUGGCCUGGGCAAGCUGAGCCUCGAGCCAUGCAUCCAGGAGGAGGUGCUGUUGGUGAAGCGGGAGCUACUGCAGCUAAGUGCCGAGGCGGGGUGGGGCCCCAUCGACCCUGCCCCCCUCAUCAAUGGCGCCGUAUCCAACGUGAUCUGCUCCCUCAGCUUCGGCCGUCGUUUCCAACCCCUUGAUAACGAGUUCCGAGCCAUGCUGGACCUCAUGUCCCGGGGCCUGGAGAUAGUAUUGAACAGUGCAGCCAUAUUGAUUAACGUGUUCCCCUGGCUGUAUUACCUGCCCUUUGGCGUGUUCAAAGAAGUGAGGACGGUGGAGUCACGUAUCACCCGGUUCCUGAAGGCUAUGAUCGCCGAGCACAGGAGCAGCCUGGACCCCAGUGCCCCCCGGGACCUAAUUGACAUGUAUCUGAUAGAGAUGGCUCAGCGGCAGGAGAGAGGGCCUACAGACAGCAGCUUCUCUGAGGACUACCUCUUCUACAUCAUUGGGGACCUCUUCAUCGCUGGCACAGACACCACCACUAACACCAUCCUCUGGAUCCUGCUCUACAUGAGUCUGUACCCAGAUGUACAAGAGAAGGUCCACCAGGAGAUUGACUCAGUGGUGCCGGUGAGCAGGGCACCCUCCUUGACCGACAAGGCCCGCCUCCCAUACACAGAAGCCAGCAUCCUGGAAGUACAGAGGAUGACCACUGUCGUCCCUUUGGCUAUCCCACAUAUGGCCUCACAGACCACAGAGUUUCGUGGAUACACAAUCCCCAGGGGGACAGUGAUUUUCCCAAACCUGUGGUCUGUCCAUCGAGAUCCAACCGUGUGGGAAAAGCCAGAUGUCUUCAAUCCCAGCAGAUUCCUGGACAGCAGUGGAGUGGUCCAGAGGAGAGAGCACUUCCUCCCCUUUGGCAUCGGCCGCCGUGUCUGCAUGGGCGAGCAGCUGGCCAAAAUGGAGCUCUUCCUCAUGUUCACCGGCUUGAUGCAGGCCUUCACGUUCCGGCUUGCCGAAGGGGCCCCGCUCCCAGCGAUGGAUGGCCGCUUCGGUCUCACUCUGGCCCCCUUCCCGUACUCACUGCGCGUCACGCCUCGCCGCAGUCCCCCGACAUGAGUUCCCGGCCCAUUCCUGCGAGUCGCAACAUGAACCAAUAUAGGAGUGAAGCACCGUGGAGGAUGUUUGUUUCCUCAGGUUUUUCUGUAACAUGAUUGGAAGCCGACUGCUUACUUACCCGUACAGGCCACAGCUAACUGUGAUUUAAUGUUUUAAAAUCAGGCUCUUCUACGGGAGUGAAAGCUGAAAAAUUAUUAUAGGAGCAUUUCUAAAAAUGUAAGUACAAAGUGGGCGCUUUCCUUAAUGCUCUGGCAUCCUCAUCCUGCUCAGAUUUACCUGUCCUCAGGUAAAUGUGAAAAUAUUUUUGAUUCUGAAACUUUCAGGGCUGGUUUUUGAAGAAUUUUGAGAUUUUGAAUUUUUAAAGUCAAUGCAAAUUUGCGACAUAUAUAUUUCUUGGUAAUAUGCGCAUUUUAUAGAUAUAUGCGGUGUCAUCUGAUCGGCCUUCAGACUCUUGGCGGCUGCAGAGGCUGCUGGGAUUGCUGCACUGUGGGGGAGUGGCGUAGACGCCGGGCCCGUUUGUGCUGUGCUGUGCUAUGCGCGUGUUGAAGCGCUUGAUUGGAAUUAUUUGGAAGUAUAUUUGAGUGUUUGUGUACGGUCACGGCCAGUACGAUCACGUGCUUGGUUGUUGUUACAUAUAUAUAAUUUUUCUUUCGGUCGGCGUGAGAGUUUGUCUGCCUUUGCUAAUAAACAGCGCGCGUGUUACCGAUAGCUGCGGGUGUCACGCGAACUGCGUUUCUGUCCGCGUGCCUCGAAUCAAACACCGCGCGCGGGGUAUAAUAUGUAACAUCGGUAACGUUACUCGCAAAAGGACAGUUGCUCCGCAGCUUUGCUCGGUAGCCAGCCGGGGCCGGGGGGACAGUUUCCUGCUUUGAGAGGGUUUUUUGUGUUUUUUUGGCCUCCCAAGAGCAAUUUCACUUUAUUUUACUUAAUUUAAUUUAAACGUGGUUCAGUAGGAAGUUAUUUUCAGGUAAGUAAUUGUUAAUUUGGUUAUUUUAAAAGUUUUAAGGUGGUCAUCUCUGACUCUAUCGGAUACGUUAAAAUUCCGUUUUAAACGCAUGUCUUAAUUUAGUGUUUUAUUGUACUCGGCAUUUUAUUAUAUUAACUAUAUGUUAAUUAAAUCAAGUAAAAGUUAAAUACGCUAUAUUAAUAUACUGGGCUGGGAGUAACGGACGGGGUCAUAGUGAGCUAGGUAAUUUUGGGGCCAGCUGAGUGUUGUGUUUGUAAGAAGUUUGUUCUUCUGGAUGAGGCUGAAACUCGAAACUGUAAACUGGAUGGAGUUAAACAGCAACACUGUUGAAGAGGCCUGGGGCUUUUUUAAAAGCACAUUAUUACAAGUGCAUGAGGACUUCAUACGUGUUUCCAGCUAAACUAAAUCUAGGAAACUACAAUCAAGGUGGUUUACUAUGGAAAUUAGGAAUAAAGUCAGGAGGAAAAGGACUCUUCCGUAAAUGGAACUUAACGAUUUCAAAAUAAAGCAGGAGUAUCUAAGUCUACAGGUUGAGUUAAAAUACAAUAUUGGACUCUCUAAGAGGAAUGUCGAAAGAAAAAUAGCGUUGGAUGCUAAGUAUGACAAUAAAAGUUUCUUCCAAUAUUUUAACUCCAAAAGAGCUGUAAAAGCUGAAAUCACUAAUUUGUAGGAUAGUAAGGGCCUUAUAAUUGAAAAUGAAAUUGAUAUAGUAAAUGAGUUUGAUUAUUUUACACGGGUGUUCACAGUAGAGAACAUGAGUGACUUACCACCAUUUAGUAUGAUAUCAGCAUCGUCUUUGACCAAUAUAUGUAUAACUGAGGCUGAUGUGGUACUAAUCCUAGCUAAGCUUAAAAUAAAUAAUUUGCAGGGUCCUGAUGGCAUCUUACCUAUAGUUUUAAAAGAGAUGAGCGAUAUUCUUAGCCAACCUUUAGCUUUAAUUUUCCAGAAAUCGUUAGGGUGUGGUACCUUCAGAUUGGAAGCUUGCUAAUAUAACGCCCAUAUUCAACAAAGGGGAUAGAAGUAACCCAGAAAACUAUAGGCCAAUCAGUUUAACUAGCAUUACUGGAAAAAUAAUGGAAGCUCUAAUCCAAGUGAAAAUGGUAGAUUACCUGGAUGCAAAUAAGAUUCUGAGGGAUAGCCAACAUGGAUUUAGGAGAGGUAGAUCCUGUUUAACGAAUUUACUUGAGUUCUUUGAGGAAACUACAAGAGAAAUUGAUCACAAAAAGGCCUACGAUGUGAUCUACUUAGAUUUCCAGAAGGCCUUUGAUGUUGUCCCCCACAAACGGCCCUUGCUUACGUUCAAAGCUGCAGGGAUUUUAGGAACUGUAGCAGAUUGGGUCAAAAACUGGUUAACUGACAGGAAGCAGUGGGUAGUUAUUAGAGGCACAAUGUCACAGUGGGCCUGUUUUCAUAGUGGGGUACCGCAGGGCUCAAUUUUAGGACCACUGUUGUUCCAAAUUUACAUUAAUGAUAUUGACACCAAUACAUACAGUAAACUGGUUAAAUGUGCAGACAACACCAAGAUGGGUGGUGUAGCAGAUACUGAUCUAGCAGCGGAGAAGCUACAAUGGGAUCUGGAUUUAAUUAGCGACUGGGCUGAUACCUGGCAGAUGAAAUUUAACAUAGAUAAAUGUAAGGUAAUCCAUGCAGGGAGCAGAAAUAUAAAGUACAGAUAUUUUAUGGGUUCCACUGAAAUAAAGGUAGCUGAUUACGAGAAAGAUCUCGGUGUGUAUAUUGAUGCUUCCAUGUCCCACUCCCGCCAGUGUGGGGAAGCAAUUAAGAAGGCCAAUAGGAUGUUGGGUUACAUCUCUAGGUGUGUGGAGUUUAAGUCAAGGGAAGUGAUGCUAUGAUUACAUAAUUUCUUGGUAAAACCCCACCUAGAAUAUUGUGUGCAGGUUUGGUCACCAUACCUUAAGAAGGACAUUGCUGCCUUGGAAAGGGUGCAACAUAGAGCUAC